Molecule: messenger RNA, 4269 nt
Organism: Cyprinodon tularosa
Lineage: Eukaryota; Metazoa; Chordata; Actinopteri; Cyprinodontiformes; Cyprinodontidae
Gene: fbxo11a
Product: F-box protein 11a
Exons: 21
Coding region: 210-2933 (907 amino acids)
Biological process (GO): regulation of apoptotic process; protein ubiquitination; ubiquitin-dependent protein catabolic process
Molecular function (GO): zinc ion binding; protein binding
Source: RefSeq, a predicted model, not a curated record
GCUAUGGCUCCUCCUGCUACAGUGGAACGGGGCCAGACGUAACACCAGUGCGGGCGAACGGCGAGCUAUACAGCGAUACGGUCCUCUCGAGCCGCGGUGGAAGAUGGCAGCUCGUCUGAUGCUCAAGAAAAAGACAUAGACGGCGUAUUCUGCGUCGCCUCUUCUGUCGUGAAAGCUUCGACAUUUUCUCCAGAUUACCAACACCCCAAAUGAACUCCGUCAGAGCAAGUAACGUGAACAGAAGACCUAGGCGAGUAUCAAGGCCGCGCCCGGUGCAGCCCGAUAGGAACCACCAGGAAAGAGAUGAGGACAUUCCUGCAGAAAUGGUUGCAGAAGAAUCUGGUCCAGGAGCUCAGAAUAGUCCCUACCAACUUAGAAGAAAGUCUCUACCUAAGAGAACGGUGUGUCCCACAAAGACAAACAUGGAGGGUGCCUCCACUUCAACAACAGAAAACUUUGGACACCGACCUAAACGCCCCAGAGUUUCAGGAAAGGGUCCCGAUUUACCAGCUGCUCCAGCAGAACAGUAUUUGCAAGAGAAGCUUCCAGAUGAGGUGGUGCUGAAGAUUUUCUCAUACCUGCUGGAGCAGGAUUUGUGCCGUGCAGCUUGUGUGUGCAAGCGCUUCAGUGAGCUGGCCAAUGACCCCAUCCUCUGGAAGAGACUGUACAUGGAGGUUUUCGAAUACACUCGACCUAUGAUGCAUCCGGAGGCAGGAAAGUUUUACCAGAUAAAUCCGGAAGAACAUGACCAGCCAAACCCAUGGAAGGAGAGUUUUCAGCAACUGUAUAAAGGUGCCCACGUUAAGCCAGGCUUUGCAGAACACUUCUACAGUAAUCCUGCCAGAUACAAAGGGAGAGAUAACAUGUUUUAUUAUGACACCAUUGAAGAUGCACUCGGAGGAGGUCAGGAGCCUCAUUUUGACGGCUUGAUAUUUGUGCAUUCUGGUAUUUACACAGAUGAGUGGAUCUAUAUUGAAUCCCCCAUCACCAUGAUUGGAGCUGCUCCUGGAAAGGUUGCAGAGAAAGUCAUCAUUGAGAACACCAGAGACUCCACCUUUGUUUUCAUGGAAGGCUCUGAAGAUGCUUACGUUGGAUUUAUGACAAUCAGGUUCAACCCUGACGAUAAAUCUGCCCAGCACCACAACGCGCACCACUGCUUGGAGAUUACAGUGAACUGCAGCCCCAUCAUUGACCACUGCAUCAUUCGUAGCGCAUGUACAGUUGGGUCGGCUGUGUGUGUCAGUGGUCAGGGGGCUUGUCCCACAAUAAAACACUGCAACAUCAGUGACUGUGAAAACGUUGGUCUUUACAUCACUGAUCAUGCGCAGGGGAUCUACGAGGACAAUGAGAUCUCAAACAACGCUUUGGCUGGGAUUUGGGUAAAAAACCACGGCAACCCAAUAAUCAGGAGGAAUCACAUCCAUCAUGGCAGAGAUGUCGGUGUUUUCACGUUCGAUCACGGCAUGGGUUACUUUGAGAGCUGCAACAUCCAUAGAAACCGAAUAGCUGGUUUUGAGGUGAAGGCAUACGCCAACCCCACGGUGGUUCGCUGUGAGAUCCAUCACGGUCAGACUGGGGGCAUCUACGUGCACGAAAAAGGCCGUGGGCAGUUCAUUGAAAACAAGAUCUAUGCAAAUAACUUUGCAGGGGUGUGGAUCACCUCAAACAGCGACCCCACAAUAAGGGGUAACGCCAUUUUUAACGGAAACCAAGGUGGUGUCUACAUUUUCGGUGAUGGCCGAGGCCUCAUUGAAGGAAACGACAUUUAUGGCAACGCCCUGGCAGGAAUCCAGAUCAGGACCAAUAGUUGUCCUAUUGUGCGGCACAACAAGAUCCAUGACGGUCAACAUGGCGGCAUAUAUGUGCAUGAAAAAGGACAGGGAGUGAUAGAGGAAAAUGAGGUGUACAGUAACACUCUGGCAGGGGUGUGGGUGACAACAGGCAGCAUGCCAGUACUAAGGAGGAACAGGAUACACAGUGGGAAGCAGGUUGGGGUCUACUUCUAUGACAAUGGCCACGGUGUGCUAGAGGACAAUGAUAUCUACAAUCACAUGUACUCUGGGGUUCAGAUAAGAACUGGCAGUAAUCCUAAAAUCAGACGAAACAAGAUCUGGGGGGGCCAAAAUGGGGGCAUUUUGGUUUACAACUCAGGUUUAGGAUUCAUUGAGGACAAUGAAAUCUUUGACAAUGCAAUGGCAGGAGUGUGGAUCAAAACCGACAGCAACCCCACGCUGCGCAGAAAUAAGAUCCACGACGGGAGGGAUGGAGGGAUCUGUAUUUUCAAUGGAGGAAGAGGUUUGCUAGAAGAGAACGACAUCUUCAGAAAUGCCCAAGCAGGUGUUCUCAUUAGCACCAACAGUCACCCCACACUGAGGAAAAACAGGAUAUUUGAUGGCUUCGCUGCAGGUAUUGAGAUAACUAACCAUGCUACAGCAACCCUAGAAGGCAAUCAGAUUUUCAACAAUCGUUUUGGGGGAUUGUUUCUUGCAUCUGGUGUCAAUGUUACAAUGAAAGGUACUUUCAUAUUGCAUAUUUUACGAUCUCCUGCUCCUAAUUCAAUAUUCAUGUUUAAAUGUAUUCUUUGUCUACCACCAGAUAAUAAAAUACAAAACAAUCAGGAUGCCAUUGAAAAGGCUGUGAGCAGAGGUCAGUGCCUGUACAAGAUUUCAAGUUACACCAGCUACCCAAUGCACGAUUUCUACAGGUGUCAUACCUGUAACACAACAGACCGCAAUGCCAUUUGCGUGAACUGCAUCAAGAAGUGUCACCAAGGACACGAUGUGGAGUUUAUCAGACACGAUAGGUUCUUUUGUGACUGUGGUGCAGGGACGCUGUCCAAUCCAUGCACGUUAGCUGGGGAGCCGACUCAUGACACGGACACUUUGUACGACUCUGCUCCCCCUAUAGAGUCAAAUACGCUGCAGCACAACUGAGCCUUAGACCUGGGGUCUAAACACAAGAUACUUUUAGUUGUGCAGCAAAGAGCAAGCCUGAACUAUAAUAUUCACUUUGAGAGAACAAAUACAGCUAAAAUAAAAUGUGGGUCAGGAAAUUGUUGAGGAAAAAGAAGCCUGAUGGAUGCCUCGCUUUUUUCUUGAAAAAAAGACAGGAGGAGCAGAGAGCAGCAGACUCAGGGUAUGCGGGUGGGGUUAAAGUGCAAGUUACCAACGGUGAGAUGGACAAAAGCCACCUUCACUCAUCUUACUUUAAGAAACGCAAGAACAAGAUCCUACAGUGAUGUACAGAUCCAGGAAGAAAUGGUCCCUCAUUCAAAGAUGCUUCCACCACUUCGGCGACAGACAUGCUCGUAUUUAACAUACGACGGGGGGAAAAAAAUGACCUAGCACUUCAGCCUCCCCUCCCCCUUCUUAAGAAACUGAGAUUUGAUUUUAUGCUUUUGUGUAGUUUUGUAUUUUCAUGCAAAAAUCUUACUGUACUUGAAUGUCUUUAUUUUAUUAAAUGUGUUUGUUUUUUUUGUUAUUCCCCACAAUUGCUGUAACUAUACUCAUGUCGCAGUAUCUAACUUCUUUCUGUGAAAGAGAUCCAAGAAAAAGAGGAAAACACUAAACAUUUUCUCUAGCAAUGUUGAUUUUGGUUGUAGCAACAGAAAAAACCAUUGCAGAAUUGUGCUUUGACAAGACUGGUUGGAACAUGUUAGGGGGGGAAAGUCAGGUGUGGUAUUGCAGCCUGCUUUACAGAUUCUAUGCAUAUUAUUUUCUACGUUCGUCUUGUUAAACAUCAGCCUACAGGCAUUCAAAUUACAGGCUUAAUCCAAAACUUAUGACCAAGUAAAAUGAUUGCUGCUGAUGUGAUAAUUACACAUCUGAUAGGAAAUGUAAGUUAAACAGUUUACGUCUGUUCCUGUUUAGAGAAAAGUUGCUUUGUCUUUAUUUUCAGAUGCCUGUUUUUAUAUAAACAUAAACGCAAGAAGUCUUGUAAAAGCAAAAUUUGUAUUUUUCUGUUUUUUUUUUUUUUUUCCAACAUUGCUGGAGAAUUGAACAGCUUUUGCUCUACAGAAGCUGAGACAAGUAUCUAUAUACAGCGCUUUAUGGUUUAUCAUUGCCUCCCUCUCCUUUCAUUCAUGUGUACUGGUGAUUGUGGAUUUCUCAUACAGACUGAAAAUGUAUGCAUGUAUCAUAAACAUCUAGACUUAAUAUAUUGUGAAGUAUUCAAUAACCGUUAUGUAGGCGCUAGUGUGAAUUAAAAGGGUUUAAUUUCCUAGAUGAAACAUUGUCAUUUUUUAAGAAUAAACUUUAUUAGAUCAUUGCA